AUAACACUGGAAUGUCAUGCAAUCAGCGACCUUACCAGUUCCCAAACUCUUUUUCAUUAAGUAGUGAUCACUACCUAUGAAACCAGUCAGCGUAGCAAAAAAACGAAACCAACAAAAAUCCUAAAAGUGCUUCGGAUCCUCGGCUGUAGUGGUGCUAUUGCAAAACUUGCAGGUGGCUGAAAAUGCUGGAAUUAUCCAUACUGAAGAUUGAGGACCCUAGCUGCAUGUGGAGUAGGAUUAUGAAAGGUCCAGGGGUUCAGGUGGGGAGCCAGAAGGAUUAUGAUAACCUGCAGAUGGAGAUGAACCUUUUCUUCCAUGAUGUAAAUCUAGAUCCUCAGUCUGUGAAACCUUCCUCCCUAAAGAAGGGGCAGUUGUGUGUGGUGUUUUCCCCUCUGUUGCUGAGCUGGUGUCGUGCCAUUGUGGAGUCUGUGUACCAGGGGGCAGAGGAGACCAGAGUCACCUGCUUCCUGGUAGACCAUGUGGAGGAUGUCAGUGUCACUGCGGACCGUGUCUAUGCUCUCUUGGAGAGGUUCCUUCACCUGCCUUUCCGUGUGAGAAAGUUCCAGCUGGCCGGCAUCUAUCCCCUCAGUCUGCGCGUGUCCAUCAUCGAUGCCAAAGCAGAGCUGGUACCAUCAGUGCGAUGGGACAGCUCUGCUACAAGAUACUUGUACAUCCUCUGGCAAGCCUCUUCUCAGGUGGAGGCAGUGGUGUGCGGAUUACAGGAUGAUUGCCUGGAAAUUGAACUCUAUUUAACUAUUAACCGUGUGAAGAUCUGUGCGAAUCACGAUCUGCUGGCGAAAAGGUUUGCCUGCACCAAGACUGAGAAGGAGAGUUUACAGAAGGAGGGGAAAGGUCUCCCACCUGUCUUUAUGAAAGGCGACAUGUUCUCCAGCCCUGAGAAAUUCCUGGCCCAGAAUGGAUUUGAGGUGAAGUUAGCCCCACCCAACGGUGUGCGUUAUGAAGUCUCCACUGGUCCCAUGCCAGAAUUGGACCAGAUACCAGAGUUGUUGUCGUCAGCACAGACCACAGAUGAGACAGCAUGUGGGGAAGUCUAUAGAGGCGUCCAGAAAACUCUCAGUGAAAUGGUUCUGGAAGAGCCACGUAGUGCCCAACCAAUCACACAGAAACCGACACAAACCCCAGAUAGGCCGUGUGACUCUGAGCCGGAGGAUACCUGCACUGGACCUAUUCCACCACUAGACCUUGAGGUUGAGGAGAAGAAUAGCCCAAGUUCAGAACCUGUGUCGUCGCUUGCAGAUGAAGUAAUGGCAGAGUUGAAGCUGUUCAGGUAUCUGAAGUUUUUGAAUCCUGAUGCUGUUGGUGGGUUUGAGAAGUCCAAGGUAGACCUGAGCUGUGUGUCUGAUGGUAGAAAUGGCCUCACCCAUGGCUUUGAACUAGCUAAGAGAAAGACAAAGGAGAAGGCUGAGGAGGAGGCUGAGGAGAAGGCUGAGGAGGAAGCUGAGGAGAAGGCUGAGGAAGAAGCUGAGGAGAAGGCUGAGGAGGAAGGCACUCUUCCCGAGUUGCCUCCGCUGCAGGAUCAUGACCUGGUCAGCUCUGUGCUCAUCAAGACUGAUACUGCCUUUUCUUCCAAUAGCCCUAGUGCUAAAGACUGGACACGGGUGAAGAACUUCACCCCGCAGCCAAAAACUGAAGAGGAGCUGGCUGCUGCUCGUUUGCUGGAGUGGCUCAACCCUGGCCCACUAAAUCUCGACGCAGAGGACGAUGACGUUACAGUUGCACCCUCUGACCCCAAGAGGAAUGGGGUUCUAGUCCAUUCUUCUGUUUCCAUAGAACCUUGGCAAAGCCUGGCUCACUCCCCGAUCUCCGACCACUUCAAACGGUACCUGAAGAGGGUAAAGUACACUGGUCCUGAUGUGGCUCAGAGGUACUGCUGGCCCCAUGUGUUUCGAGGCAACGACACGCUGUUGGUGACACACUCAGGCCAGGACCCACUGAACUACCUCCCCCCGCUGAUCACUCACAUCCAGAACGCCUCCGUCCACUGCUCCCUCAUGACAUGCACUGGGCCCAUAGCGGUGAUCCUGUGCCCUAGCUGGGAGAAGGUGCAGGCUGUAUUCGACCUGCUGGAAACUAGCCGAGCCAUUCAGCACCUCAACCCAGCUCUGGUGCUGCUGGGGCAGGACAAGGAAGAGGCCAAAGCCUUCAGGAUCCAGAAGAACUGUCAGCUUCUGGUGACGACGCCCUUCACGCUGGUGCGACUGCUGGAGGCCCACUGCAGCAUGUUCCUGCGCUUGUGCCACCUGGUGAUGGACGAGGUGGAUAUGCUCUUCUCCAGAGCCCCCAAAGAGAUGGAGGUGGUUCUGAAGCACUUCCGGAGCGUGGUGUCCAGCACUGACCGGUCCCGGACCCCGCAGCAGCUGGUCGCCGUUGGCAGCAGGUGGAACGUGCUAAUGGAGAGCCUGAUUAAAGACUACAUGAGGGACGCCACUGUCAUCAUUACAGUCCCAAAAGAAGCUGCCCUGUAUGGAGGCGUGCACCAGAUGAUCCUGCUGUGUCUGGACUGUGAGAAAACGACAGGGACACUCAGGGCUCUGGACUUCUCCCCCUCCACCCCCCAGAAGACCGUCAUCAUCACCAGCUGCAUAGAUGAGCUAGAGCAGGUCUUUGAGGCUGUUGCCAACUCCUCAGCUCUGGCUCUGAAAGCCCAUGAGGGUUUGACACACCAGUUUGACUUUGUGAUGGAGCGCUGGAAGAAAGCCAUUGGAGCAGGGACCCACAUCAUCCUGGUUACUACUGAGAAGUGUCUGAAAGCCUUAGGAGUGGAUGAUGCAACAUGUGUGGUUCAUUAUGGGUUUCCAACGUCACCAAAACUGUUUGGCAGUCAUCUGUUCUGCAUGUCUGGCAACUUUCGAGUCCUCUCCGACAAGUACCAUCCUGAGAAUGGUCCUUCCGCCACCAACUCAAUCCUGUUGCUGACGGAGAAGAAUGCGCGCCAUGUGUCGGGGGUGCUGCGCUACCUGAGGCGCACCGAUGCCCUGCUGCCCACUGAGCUCCUCGAUUUUGCUCAGGGCGUCCAGCUGGCCAAGGAGGAGCAGAAGGCCCACAGGCCCCUGUGUGGAUACCUGAAGAGCCUAGGCUUCUGCAGGGAUACUGGAGUGUGUCCUGACAGACACAUUCUAGACAAAACUCAAGAUGAUCCCAAGCAUCUGGAAACUGGAAUGGUUGUGGUCGUGCCCCUGUACAUCAAGAGUGCCACUGUGUACUACGGGCGCCUUGUCCGCCAGGAUGACGCCCGCUUUGAGAAGCUCUCUUCCCAGAUGGCUGCCCACUAUGCCAUAGAGCGCCGCUGGGCCACUGAAGUGGUGGAAGGAGAGCUGUACGCCUUUCAGCUGGAGGACGAGUACCACAGGGUGCGUGUGGUAGCUGUGCCGGAUAAAGGCAACCGCCUUUUCAGCAGUGUGAUGGUGCACUUCCUGGACGAAGGAAGUACACAGGAAGUGAAGUCACACCAGCUGCUGCAGCUGCCCCCUGAGUUCCAGGACAUGCCUCCCCAGGCGGUGGAGAUCAUCCUGUGUGGGGUCAGGCCCAUCGACAACGAGGUGGACUGGAAUCCAAAGGUGACGAGGGCCAUCAGUCAGAAGAUCAGAGGAAAGCAGCACCAGGCUAAGGUGGUCAUGUGUCUGGGUAACACCGUCUGGGUCAACCCCAUGGUGCGGAGGAUCCCUGCACCUCUCCUGAAGACCUUCAUCAAUGAAUACAAUGUCUACAGUGAGGUGCUGUCCACAGGCAUGGGCCUAGCCAACACUGAACACAUGAACCUGCUGAAGGGGGCUCUGGAGGGGCCUGAGGGAGUUGUACAUCAACAACUUUUCCCACAGUCUGAAAACCACUCUGAGGCUACACUAGAUUUAAAUGAACGUACCCCAUAUGACGCUCAGGAUAGGAGCGAGAACGUCUCAGGAGAGAGCCUUGUCCCUGGGCUGGAGAUGCUAACUGAGCCCCCCAAAGAUGGAGUUGGAGGUCACUGAACCCCAUGUGGAGAUGGAGUUGGAGGUCACUGAACCCCUCAGCCUGAAGAGCAUGCUAUCAGACUGCAUAUCAGGGGGUUUUGGGAGCUCAGCACCUGGUAGAGAGAUGGAUAUGCCCCUUCUGAAGCAGGAUGAAUUGGAGGGAUUCUCACCCCAAAGCUGGACUCCAUCAGUUAAUACCCCAUGUGGAAAUGGAAUUGAUGAGCAGGUUGUCAGCCCUCGUAUCAACUUAAAGAAAACCCUUGAAGUGGACAGUCCUAAAAGUUUUCACCCUCAGUUGAAGUGGUUUCAGAGGCAGGAUGUAGUCAUCUUGCGGGUGAAACUUAUGAAUCCUGUGAUGCAGACGUGCAACUUCUUCCCCGACAGAGUGGUGUACAGUGCAUAUGCGAAUGGUAAGCACUAUCGUGCUGACAUGGAGCUACUGAAUGAAAUCAGCGCUGACAGGUGCUCAUGGGAUAUGAAGUGUAACGAGCCUGAGGUCAGACUGGUGAAAAAGGAGAAAGGAGAGUGGAGAGGACUCGUGAAGCAGAAGAAUGCUUUUGUCAGUUAUGACUUUGAUCACAUGGAGGACGAAAAGAUUAACUCUACAGCCGGACAGUGGUUUGCGGCCAACACAGGAGAGGAUGGCUGUUACGUGACCUCAGAGAGUGGGAGCGAAAGCGACUGAAAUGUCCCUCAUUACAGCACAUUGUAACAGUAUAUUAACUGGUAGGAAUAUCCUACUUGGAAAAGUGCAACUUAUGUUGCAGAAAUAUAUGUUUGUAUUAAUUACUUAAAUAAAAGUGUUUACUUUAAUUUUCUUAGUAUUUGGUUCCCUAUGCUGCCAAGAAAGUCAGACUAUAUCAGGAGAUGGCUGGCAGAGACAAAAGUCAUACUUUUAAUUUGAUAUCAGAUUUUUGCUUGUCUCUUGUGUGUAGCCUUGUGUGGAAUCACUUCAAUAAACUGAUGGUUCAGUCUUAA
This is a messenger RNA of Clupea harengus (Atlantic herring), 4949 nucleotides long. RefSeq names its product tudor domain containing 12 (gene tdrd12). NCBI's taxonomy places the organism in Eukaryota, Metazoa, Chordata, Actinopteri, Clupeiformes, Clupeidae. Gene Ontology annotation, biological process: germ-line stem cell division. The record is from RefSeq and is a predicted model, not a curated record. Gene Ontology annotation, molecular function: ATP binding; nucleic acid binding.